AAAACAAAGAAGAAGAGAACAAGAAAGCGCGUUGCCGUUGCGCUCGCCGCCAUUCUUUGCUUCGCACAGGAAAGAAGAAGCUUGAUUCGCUAAAAUGGCGUCGGCUCCAGAUUACAGCUCAUACAGUCAGGCUAGUGCUCAGCAGGGGUAUGCUUCAUAUGCUGCCCAGCCCUCACAAGGUUAUGCACAGUCAGCACAGCAAGGAUAUACACAACAGAGUUAUGGAUCCUAUGCUCAACCUGCUGCAGCCACCGCUGCUGCUGCUGCUGCUGGUGGUGACACAACUUACAGUCAAACACCAGCAGCUGGGGGAUAUGCUCAGCAACAACAACAGUAUGGCUCAUCAUAUGGUCAACCAGGUGCAGCUGGUUACCCUGCUGCACAGUCCACAACUCCUAGCUACUCCCAGACUACCCAAGGUUAUGGAAGCAGUGGGUACGAUGGUGCGGCUGCCGCCGCAGCUGCUGCCGCUGCCACCCCAGCUGCCUCUCAGUCUUACGGGUCUCAGCCUGGUUAUACUGCUCAGUCUGCUUACCCUGGCUAUGGUCAGCAAGCUGCUCCCACUGCUCCACAAAGUUAUAACACAAAUAGCCAACCAGGUGGAUACAACCAAAGUAGCUAUUCUCAGCCAGCACCAUAUGGUCAGCAGCAGGCUGGGUACCAAGCCCAGCAGCCAGGCUACAGCCAGCAGCAGAGUGGGUAUCAGCAGUCACAGCAGCAACAGACCCCACCUGCAUAUCCUGCUCCGGCUGCUGGCUCCUAUGGGCAACCACCAACCAGCCAGUAUGGUCAGCAAGGUGGCCCACCCAGUUACAGUCAGUCUAGCCAUUACAGUAAUUACAGGCAGGAUGGCCAGGGUGGAGGGUCUGGUUACUCUGGUUCUGAGUCUUCAAGAUACCCAGGUGGAGAUGGCAGGGGACCUGGGAGGGAUGGCUUUGAUAGAGGUGGAAUGAUGCAUCGUGGACGUGGCAUGGGUCGUGGAAUGGGCAGCGCUGGAGACAGAGGUGGCUUCAAUAAGCCCGGUGGACCCAUGAGCAGCGAAAACGACAGAGAUAUGGGACGGCCUGAGGAGCAGGAUGACUCCGAGAACAGUACUAUUUACAUCACAGGCUUGACUGAAAAAGCCACCCUGGAGGAGAUGGCUGAGUUCUUUAAACAUGUUGGAACAAUCAGGAUGAACCGCAGGCUUGGCCAGCCUGCCAUUAACAUUUACACAGAUAAAGAAUCUGGGAAGCCCAAAGGAGAUGCCACUCUGUCCUAUGAGGAGCCAGCAUGUGCUAAAGCAGCUGUGGAGCAUUUUGAUGGGAAAGAGUUUCAGGGCCGGAGGCUCAAGGUGUCCAUGGCACGCCGCAAGCCCAUGAUGGGUGGGAUGAGAGGUGGCAUGCCCAUGAGGGAUGGUAUGAUGGGCCGUGGAGGUAUGAUGGGGCGUGGAGGUGACCGUGGUGGUUUUGGCCCACGUGGAGGUCCACGUGGAAUGAACAGAGGUGGCCCUACAGGAGCAAAUAUGCAGCAGAGAGCUGGUGAUUGGGAGUGUCCUAAUCCGGGUUGUGGCAACCAGAACUUUGCCUGGAGGAUGGAGUGCAACCAGUGCAAAGCUCCCAGACCAGAAGGCAUGGGUGGUGGCCCUCCAUUCCCUCCUGGAGGUGGUGAGCGAGGCAGAGGUGGAAUGGGAAUGCGUGGAGGUCGGGGUAUGGACCGUGGUGGGCCAGGAGGUUCCGGAGGGCCAGGUGGUUUCCAUGGUGGCUGGGGUGGUGAACGUGGUGGAUUCAGAGGACGUGGUGGAAUGGACAGAGGAGGGUUCCGUGGGGCUGGGCGUGGAGGACCACCUAUGGACCGUAUGAGAGGUGGAAGAGGAAUGGGCCCACCUGGUGGAAAGAUUGAUAUGAGGGACCAUCGCUUGGACCGCAGAGAGAGACCUUACUGAAUACUUCACUAUUGUUCCUCUAUUGGAAUCUUAACUUUUAAGAUGGGCUUUUAAUUUAUGAUUCCAUUUUGUGGCUAUAGAACGUCUUUCAAAAUACUCUGCAGUUUUGAGUUUUAGUUUGUAUUUUUUUUUUGUAUACAGUUGUGCUACAUCUUGUGUUGUGCAUGUUUGUUUUUGAAAUAAUACAGGUUAGUUUUGACAAUAUAAAAUGCCAGAUUAUUCAUUCCUGACUGUAAUUGCUUCCCCCUUUCCCAUAAUUGACAACUCUCUGAAAUUUGGGAAAUAAAGUUUUACUUAUUUGAUACUUUUGUUGA
Thalassophryne amazonica is the source of this 2238-nucleotide messenger RNA. Its product is annotated as RNA-binding protein EWS-like. Gene Ontology annotation, cellular component: nucleus. Gene Ontology annotation, biological process: regulation of DNA-templated transcription. NCBI's taxonomy places the organism in Eukaryota, Metazoa, Chordata, Actinopteri, Batrachoidiformes, Batrachoididae. The coding region runs from base 95 to 1924 and encodes 609 amino acids. The record is from RefSeq and is a predicted model, not a curated record. Gene Ontology annotation, molecular function: transcription coregulator activity; RNA binding. The transcript is spliced from 16 exons.